Messenger RNA from Fusarium mangiferae, 819 nucleotides. RefSeq lists its product as uncharacterized. The transcript has 4 exons. Bases 1 to 819 code for a protein of 272 amino acids. Gene Ontology annotation, biological process: (1->6)-beta-D-glucan biosynthetic process; fungal-type cell wall biogenesis. Gene Ontology annotation, cellular component: endoplasmic reticulum membrane. The record is from RefSeq and is a predicted model, not a curated record. NCBI's taxonomy places the organism in Eukaryota, Fungi, Ascomycota, Sordariomycetes, Hypocreales, Nectriaceae.
AUGCGUCUUCAGAUUCUUGCCAGCGCUCUUGCGCUCAGCGGUUCCGCCGCCGCUUUCUCAGACUCAUGGCCAUUGGUUAUGUUUUCUACCUCCAAGUUUUCCGAUGCACCCAGCAACAACCACAUCCAGACGCGAUCCCAAGCUCUCGAGCAAGUUCAGGACCUCUUGACUUCAUGUCCGACCGAUAAUUACGUCCUGAUCGCUCAUGAGGGUGUCAAUGCCGCUGAUCUUCGACGACCGAACUCCAUGUCCAAUCUUCACCAUGCUAUCGGCCGCAAGGAAAUCCAGGGCAAGUUUAUUGUCCCUGAGGUUGUUGGCGAGUCCAUCGAUGCGGCUGCGAUCCAGGACUACAUUAAGAGGGCGUGUUACGAGCAGGCAAAGAAGGUGAAGCCUCACUUCACCCUAAUCAAGGCUUCCACGAACGAGGAAGAAGCUAUCAAGCAGUGGGAGGAGAGCGAGCAAGGGUUGAACGAUUCAUACACUGUCCUUUUCGUUGGCACGCCAUCCACUAAGGCGAAGACGGCCACAUCCAAGUCCGAGAAGACCAUCUACGAGCCCGAAUUCAUCGAGCCUCUGCAUAUGGACUUGAAGCGCGAUGUCUCAGGUAAUGCGGAGAAGCCUGGCAACGCCACACGCGAUACCCGUGGUCUAUUUGAGAAGUACCAGUUCUUUACUCCUGGUAUCUUCAUGGGAAUCAUCGCUGCCAUUGUGCUGUUCUCCCUGCUUGGCGUUGGUCUGCGGGCUCUGGCUAGCCUCGAGGUCUCCUACGGCGCUUUUGAGAAGGACAUGGGCCCCGCUGCUCAAAAGAAGCAGCAGUAA